GUCUGGAAGGACCAUGGACUGGCAGAUGGAGACAAACAUCACCAAACCUUUUCAGUGAAUGUGGCGGCACCACACACGUCCUGAGGCUGAGCUGGUCUCCAGAUGGCCAGUACCUGGUUUCAGCUCAUGCCAUGAAUAAUUCUGGGCCCACAGCUCAGAUCAUCGAACGCGAUGGCUGGAAAACCAACAUGGACUUUGUGGGUCAUCGAAAAGCUGUUACUGUGGUGAAGUUCAAUCCUAAGAUCUUUAAGAAGAAACAGAAGAAUGGCAGUACCCCUAAACCCAGCUGCCCAUACUGCUGCUGUGCAGUGGGCAGUAAGGACCGCUCACUCUCUGUAUGGCUCACUUCACUUAAGCGCCCACUGGUGGUCAUCCAUGACCUCUUUGAUAAGUCCAUUAUGGAUAUUACAUGGACACUCAAUGGGCUGGGACUCCUGGUGUGCUCCAUGGAUGGAACUGUGGCUUUCUUGGAUUUCUCGCAGGAUGAACUGGGAGAUCCCUUGAAUGAAGAGGAAAAGAAUGCUAUUCAUCAGAACAUCUAUGGAAAGAGUCUGGCCAUUACUAUGGAAUCCCACCUUUCCAGCACUAUUAUUGAGAACCCAGAAAUGCUCAAGUAUCAGCAGGAACGGCAGGGGAACCAGAACCCCAAUGGAGCCCAGGGAAGUGGUCCUGAGAACCAGACGCCCAAACUCACCAAUGUGCUCAACGGAGAGUCCCUGGAGGACAUUAGGAAGAACCUCUUAAAGAAGCAGGUGGAGACCAGAACUCCAGAUGGGAGGAGAAGAAUCACACCUCUCUGCAUCGCACAGCUUGACACGGGGGAUUUCUCACCAGCGUUGUUCAACAGCGUCCCAAUCUUGCCGGGGUCUUCUGCAUCGACUCAGCUCACCCCUCAGAUAUCUUCGGAUUCCAGUACAGCCAACUCACUUGGCUUGCGACCCUCCCAUGACCCCACCACCACCUCUCCCAACAAAACUGCGGAAGAGAACAAGGACAGUGGACCUGCAGCUGUAAAUUCGAUCGGUAUGAAAUCGAAUCUGUUGUUGACAUCUGCCUCCAAGAUGGAGCCCAUGAAAGCACUGGAUUCACGAUUUACUGAAAGGUCAAAGGCCACGCCAGGGGUGACUAGUGUACCCCUCACUAUAGGCAUCACCCCACUUGACAGGGUCAAAGACAGCAGCUCUGUGAAGGAGCCAAAAGUAAAAGAUGAAACCAGCAGCGAUAGUGAGGACAAGAUCAUGGCGAAACCGCUAUCUAUGGCCAAGAGGAAGGGAGAGAUGGAGGGAGCAGAGGUGGUAGAAAAGAGGAAGAAGGGAAGGCCAAGGAAAGAUGCCAAAAUGAUGAUGCCCAUAUCACAGCCCUUCCCACAGACUCCAGUCUCAGCGGAGAAGGAGCCGUCUCGAUUAAUAACACCUGUAGCGGUGUUAAAACUUCCUACCCCAUCCAUACAGAAGUCAUUUAGCACUCAGGUGAGUACAGACGCUAUCGCGUAUCUGGAGGUGGAGAACGAGGUCUCUGUGGUGUCUGGAGCUCGUCUCAGUCAGCUCAAAUGGAGCAGAGACGGGCGAGAGUGGGACACGCUGCUGACCAGUCGCAUCACCAUAGCAACCGGGAGCAGUGAUAUUGUUGCUGUAGCAUGUGAGGACCGCACACUCUCUGUCUUCACUACAUGUGGACGGAGACUGAUUCCAUCCAUCAUGCUGCCCGCCCCCCUGGCAGCACUACAUUGCUCGGGACACUUUGUCAUGGUGUUGAUGGCAUCAGCCACGCUGUCUGUCUGGGAUGUUCAGAAACAGACGGCUUUGGUCAAAAAUGAAUCUCUGAAUCCAAUCUUAUCAGGCACAGACGCUACAGUAAGUCAGUCUUUUUGACUCAGCAAGGUGUAGCCGUUGGUGUCGCUGUCAAAUGGCAAAACUUACUGCUUCAAACUCAUCACUGGAGACCUGGAAUUUGAUCGCAGAUAAGCAGGACUCUCUUGUACAGUGUGCAGACUUCCGCAAUUGCUUGACCUCUCAGGAUGCUCUGGGCUCCAUGGGGCCACUGGCUCUCACACAGGGCCGUAAUCUAAGGUAACAUCCUUUGC
Messenger RNA from Cyprinus carpio (common carp), 2083 nucleotides. Its product is annotated as protein HIRA-like. Gene Ontology annotation, cellular component: nucleus; HIR complex. Gene Ontology annotation, molecular function: protein binding; nucleosome binding. The coding region runs from base 132 to 1871 and encodes 579 amino acids. The record is from RefSeq and is a predicted model, not a curated record. The transcript is spliced from 16 exons. Gene Ontology annotation, biological process: chromatin remodeling; DNA-templated transcription; regulation of DNA-templated transcription. NCBI's taxonomy places the organism in Eukaryota, Metazoa, Chordata, Actinopteri, Cypriniformes, Cyprinidae.